Molecule: messenger RNA, 6176 nt
Organism: Lepisosteus oculatus (spotted gar)
Lineage: Eukaryota; Metazoa; Chordata; Actinopteri; Semionotiformes; Lepisosteidae
Source: RefSeq, a predicted model, not a curated record
UUUGUUUUGCAGGAAAUCACCCUGACGGAGGGGAAAGAUGUCUUUGAAUCGUGGAAGGACCCCCCUCCUCCUGUCUACAUGCAGUUUUUUUUCUUCAAUGUGUCGAACCCUGACGUGUUUCUCAAGGGCGGGAAACCUGUUGUGACCCAGAUCGGCCCAUACACGUACAGGGAGUACAGGCCGCGAGAGAACGUAACCUUUGUGGAUAACGGAACGAAGGUCUCCGCCUUGAACCCCAAGUCUUUCGUGUUUCUUCCAGAGAUGUCAGCUGGGGACCCCGAGACUGACCGCCUGACAACGGUCAACAUCCCAGCCGUGGCCGUGAUGGAUGUUGUGAAGUCCAGCUUCCUCCUGAGCUCCAUGGUGUCCUUGUGGAUGGCCUCCAUAGGCGUGGAGAUGUUCAUGACUCGCACAGUGAACGAAAUACUGUGGGGCUUCAAAGACCCUCUUCUUUCGCGACUCAAACCCUUUAAGCCUGAGGUAGAAGAAUACUUUGGGCUCAUGUACAAGAAAAACGGUUCCAGUGAAGGAGAGUUUGUUUUCCACACUGGAGAAGAAGACUACAGAGAUUAUGGGAAAAUUGCUACGUGGAACGGUCAAAGCACGAUGCAGUGGUGGUCCUCCAACCAGAGCAACAUGAUCAACGGCACAGAUGGGGGCGCCUUCCACCCGCUGAUAUCGAAGAAUGAAUCGCUUUUCAUCUUUGCUGCCGAUCUGUGCAGGUCAAUCCACGUGGACUUUGAAAAGGACGUGGAGGUCAAGGGCAUACCGGCGUACCGAUUCUCCCCGCCGCUGGAAGUGCUUGCAAGCCCUGAAGACAACCCCGCCAACGCUGGGUUCUGCGUGCCACCCGGAGACUGCCUGGGCACUGGGGUGCUGAAGGUCAGCGUGUGUCGUAAAGGUGCUCCAGUCGUGGUCUCCUUUCCACACUUCUACCAGGCCGACCAGAAGUACAUCAGUGCCAUCGAAGGGAUGAGGCCAAACAAGGAGGAUCACGAAACCUUCCUGGACAUUAAUCCAACUACCGGUUUCCCUGUGCGCGCCUGCAAGAGAGCACAGAUGAACAUUUUGCUGAAAAAAGUCAGCGGCUUUCCCCAAACCAAAUAUCUAAAUGACACCAUCUUUCCAGUGAUGUUUGUAAAUGAGACCGUUGUGAUUGAUGAUGCUUCAGCAGCAAAAGUGAGGAAAUUGUUGUUAAUUGUCACUGUGGUGUCCAACAUUCCUCUGAUUAUUGUGGGACUGGGUGCCAUCAUGCUGUUGGUUUUAAUCAUCCUCAUCUGUAGAGCGAGACAGAAGAGAAAUGAAGUUAAGCGUAUUGAUUUUUCUGAAGCUUUCCCUUCUUUUCCUACAAUGGCCAAGGAAGACACGGCCUACACCCAGGUCCGAGACAAGCCGGAGGACGGGCCAGAGAACGACUCCAACCCCACCCAGCAGUUAAAAAACGGCCCCUACAUCUCCAUGCACCCCAUCGACCCUGAGAACUGUUGAGGGGGAACCGGAUUGGCCCAGGACAGUGCCAAGCUUUGCACCGGUGCAGGGGUCUGGACACGGCCCCUGUCAAUCCAAACCAUCGAGGUGUUGCUUGUUUCUGCGCCAUUCUGAACCAUCGUUUGUUUUGUUUUGUUUUCCUUCAGGCUGGGCUCUGUGCAUGGCCAAACUCUGAUAACAUUCCUAAUGAGCGAGACCCCCCCUCCCCUCUGCAUUCUCUUGUGCAGUUUGUUUCAGUUUCAGAUUGGGGACCACGGGAGUUGUACUGGAUUUUCUAGGGCGCACAACUGGAGGUAUUUCUACUAGUAGCCUUGAUCCACUGCAGGGAAGAUCUGUAGCCAUGGGUCGAAGGAAGCUGGGGAUGGGGGGGUUAAAAACCCAACAUACAGCUAAUUGUUCACUAUUGCUGGGCGAACGUCCAGCGUCUCGGCGCGUUCCUCAAAAGCUGAGCGCUGCUUCUUGGUGAGUGAAGCACCACAUCCCCCAGAGAACUGCAGUGGGAGGGCCGUCUCCCUGCCAUAAGCGUGCUGUUGUGAGCGAGCCUCCGGCGGUAAUGGGAAGGGGCGGCUCGGGCAGGGAUAAAAUAGAAUACGACCGCCAAUCGGAAUGAAGCAGUCGCCAACGUUCAUAUACCUGCUGGCCUUGGCCUUUUGCUUUGCCGGGGAGGCCUGGUGUGGACUGUAGGAACUACUGCGGAGAAGGCGGUUCAGUUCGGUUUCGGGCCAUUUUCCUUCCGACGUGGCACAGUCAUAUGUGGCUAGUACGCCAAAGCCGCACUGUAUGUCCGCCAUCUAACAUCGCAUCUUCACCACGAGAGCUGACCAUGACUCGAGAGUUUGUCUUCACGCCAACCUUUUCCUGUUUCUUGAAUUCUAUUCCUAAUACUGGAGUUUGUUACAGCCUUGAUUCAGUUUUUUUUUAAGUUGUGAUCAAACCUUCAAUUUUUUUUAAAUUGAAGUAAGUCAUUAACUUUGGUUAUGUAUUCGAUGGCUGGAGGUUGGAAAGUUGUUGUUUUUUUAUUUUCUGACUAAAGAAAGAAGUAGGACCUAGCACAGGAGUGAAUUCAAUGUGAUUAUGUCCUGGGAUAUUGUAUAUAGAAGGCAGUUACUCUGCAACAUCUGGAGUGCAUUUUAUUUUCAACCGCUGUCUUAAAAUGUUGCCCUUCCUCUUGAUGUAACAGUCUUUUUGCUUUAAAUUAACAAAUUUACUGUACAUUGACUCAAGGGGUUUGCAGGUUUCGUAGGGGAUCUACAGAAAAUGAGAAUUAAGUACAGAAUGUAAAUUAAAGGAUGGGGAAACUCCAUGCGUGUUGAAAUAGCUGCAGUAACUUUUCAAUGUAGAGUAAGAAAUAUCUGAACUCCUGUACCUGUUUUGGCUUCAACGGGAGUCGCUUCAAAUUAAAGUGAUUAUGGAUAAACUGACCCUAACCUACAGCGUAACCCAACUGUCCCUCACAUUUCAAAUAGACAUUGUUUGGUUUUGGGAGCCCGAUUUUAGAAGAGCUUGCCUAUUCGGUCUUCUGCAAAAUGUGCCCUGUUUGUUUAAGACAUUGCAUUUGUCCAGAGUUUGACAUAUCAAGUAACAUUGAAUCAGUAGUAAUAGUUGAAGACCGAAUUAAAUGAAAUCCAGCUAUAACUGUUUGUUCUCUGACUUUUCUGCAACUGUUUUAAGGGCUUUGGUUUGAAAUAGGGCAGCAAUAAUGCACACCACUUGAACAAGCACAGGCUUCGCAAUCCUCAGGUUUGUGCUCCUGACGGUGAAAUUGAACACUGUUGAUUGUUUUUUUUUAGUAUAAGUAUAAAUUUUAUAUGUAUAGAUUGAGCAAAGGGCUGAAAAAAAAUCAAAAUUUCCCAUUCUUGUUUGAGAGCAGUGUUUUUUUUAGUAGAAAUCUUGUUUUCCUUCAUUUCAAACUCUAGGCCAUUUCUCUGGAUAGCCAAAUAUCUUAGUGGAAUAUGUAAUUUUCUGUACUUUUGGAGAUUUGCUUAAGAUCUUAUUUUCCUCGUUGUUUUGUUACUGCAUUUAAAGGGACAGUUAAAAUGUCAGAUUCGAUUGGUCCUGCUGAGCAUUUCAGUUUGGUAUAUAAUUUAAGAGUGAAGUGGGUGUUUCCAGUUGUGCAUCUUUUAAGAUGGUAAAUGGGGAUGUGGUUUCCUCCAACUAUUUGUGUUUCCGGAGUUUACUUUAUGUUUUAUUUUAAUUUUAGGGUUCCGAGCUAGAAACUGUCAGCCAGUGCAGCUAAAGAAAGCUGUCUCCUCCGGACACAUUUCUGUGGUAGACACUCAGUGCUUGGUUGUCUGGUUCUGUCUUUUUCUGUUUUAAGCAAUGGCUGUAACUCAUUCUUCUGGUUAGAACUGGAAGGUCUGUUGAAAAUGCUGUAUCUAUGUAAUGCUGGUUUCCAACCGGUAAGUUCAAAUGGGAAGAAAACGCAGUGAUAAAAAGGUCAGCUACACACAGAAGACUAGAGGGAUAUUCUGGUCACUACUGAUUACAGUGUUACCUUUUGAAAAUGAGUCACGUCUGGUAUGCAAUUCUCAAAAUGUAUACAGUAUGUAGGUUUUAACAACUGUUACCUUUAUCCGGUAUUUUGUCGGUUGUGUUGUACAUAUUUUCUUGUUCUAUGGUGCGGAAUUGGUGACUGAACAGAAAGCGUGUCCUGUGGUCUCUGUAUUGAUUGCUUUUGCUCUUAUGUUUAAUAUUGGAAGAAGUCCGUGAUCUAAGCAAAGGUUUGGUUGUGCGAUCACCAGUGCAGAAUAACGAAUGGGUUUCUGAAUGGAAAUUCAGGUGGAUGGCUUUGUUUUUUUUGUUGUGAUUGCUGUUCUUCCACAGAUCCUGGUGGAGAGAGCGGCAAUCCUCAAAAGCAUUUCUAAGCUUAUCAAUCAAAGUGGAGCCAGUCAUUUGUAGAUUUAAGUACUGGACAACUUAAUGUAUACCUGAGCACUAUGUCCUUCUUGACUUGAAUUUCGAAAAUCGCUGAGGCUACCUGAGUGCCGAAUCUUAUGCUGCACACCUGAGCCAUUUUUUCUGCAUUCUCGGCCCUGUUCUUCAGACUUAAAUCCAUUCACUGCCUGUGCUUAACCAAAGAUCGCUUGGAUAUGAAUCACUUUCUGCCAAUUUUACUUUGCAUUGAAGGAAAUGCCACCUCUGUGCCAUCACCCUCUGCCCUGUUAGCACUGUCGGCUAACGUGUGCGGGAGAGUUUUGAGUUCUCGAGUCAAGGUUUCUUCCUUGAAGAGAGAUGCUUUUCAGAAACAUUGUCAGUGAAUAAACACAUUACUCUAUACAUGUACUGUACAGAAACAUCCUUUUAAUUGUCUCAAAGUAACAAACUGCCAAAAUGUUUACUAACGGUUACAGAUUAAUAUGCUCACAGUAUUAAACCUAAAAAAGACAAGGACAAAUGCAGCAAUACAGGGUUAGAUAUUUAAUGAGAAAUUUAUAAUUGCAAUAAAAGUUUUGUAACCUUGAACACUUACUUAGAUGGUUUGUUUAAGCCAGAAAAGCUAAAAUAGAUAUUCAUUUUGUGAAAGGGUUUUCUCUUUUCUAAAAAGCAAUUUAAUUCUUUUGUAAAGCUGAUUGAAUGCUAAAGGUUGUAAAAUGCCUUGUAGAUUUACACUAAAAGACUGAAUAUCAUUAAGAAAAUACUGUAUUGUUUCGGGAUUGACGCAACGUGAGUUUUUCCAGUUCCUCUUUCCCACCCUAAGUAUAGAUGUUGGUUACUUAGCAACAUUUUCUUUCAGUUAUGCCAUGGUAAAGAGGAACCAGCUGGUCUUACCUGUUUGAAACAAAUGUAGUGCAUCAUGUAAAAACCAAAUCCAAACCUUCAUGUAUAAAAUCUCAGGCUGUGCCAAGGGAACAAUUCUAGGUUAACCUUAAUUUCCUGUUAAAAAGAAGAAAUGUCACUGGCCUUCUAAUAUCAUUUAAAACAUUUUCUUAAACAAAACAGAUUAAAAUUUUGGGAAUGUUCCUGUUUAAUCUGCACUUCAAGAUUUCUUUAAAAAGUCUGUUACACGUUACUUGUGUAAGUGAUCACAUUUUUAAAUAGGGUGGGAAGAAAUUUCUUGUAAGAGAUAAUACCUUACAUUACAUAGUAACUAUACACUACAUAAUUCACUGUAAUUGAAUUUAAAACAUAAUCCCUUACACAAGUAAUUUGUAACAGAUCGUUUGUUAAAAGAAACUUUCCCAUCACUCUGCUUACAUACACAACAGCAAAAGUGUUCCCAUGUGCUUAAAGACAUAAGUGCUAAUUUGUAGAACUCAUACUGUUGGAAAAACAUUUGCAAGUUGUAUGCUUGCGUUUUAAUUUAAAUCCACAAAGGAUUUUACAAAAUUAUACCAAUACGUAAUUAUCUUAAUGUUUCCUGUUGUCUAGAGAUGAAUGAAUUACGAGGCUGGCACAUGACCCAUUUGACCCUUUCCUACACUGACAGUUUAGUGGCACAGUUAUUUUCUUCUGAAUGGUUUGGAAAGACUACAUUUCAUAAACGUUUCCUUAUUCCUUCUGAAACAAUACCCCUUUAUUGCUGCUGAAAGACAAUCUUUUCUUGUCACAAGGGUUCAUAUAAUUUCAAUGUAGCAUAACAUCUCUCUUAUUUUUCUGAUGCUAACAUCAGCACAAAAUAUUUCUACAAUGCUUUUGUACAAUUUUUAGUGUAAUAUUUGCAACAAAAAAUAAAAAUGAUGGUUACAGUU